Molecule: messenger RNA, 1243 nt
Organism: Impatiens glandulifera
Lineage: Eukaryota; Viridiplantae; Streptophyta; Magnoliopsida; Ericales; Balsaminaceae
Product: deoxyhypusine hydroxylase-like
Exons: 8
Coding region: 19-1068 (349 amino acids)
Biological process (GO): peptidyl-hypusine biosynthetic process
Molecular function (GO): deoxyhypusine monooxygenase activity
Source: RefSeq, a predicted model, not a curated record
UUAGGGUUUGGGGAGUUGAUGCUCAACGGAGCUUUGGUUGCACUCUGCUAUAUUGAAGGAGAUAAAGGGAAGAUCUUUGGUUCCAUUGUAAAAAAAACAAUGGAGAUGAAUAUGUCAGAGAAUCAGUUUAAAGUGUCUAUGGAGACAGAGAAGUUUUUAUGCAAUCGUUUGAUGGAUCAAAGUCAGUCAAUUUCCGAGCGUUUCAGAGCUCUUUUUUCUCUUCGUAAUCUCCGAGGGUCUGGCCCUCGCAAUGCACUAAUAUCUGCAACGAGGGAUCCUUCAAAUCUGUUGGCACACGAGGCUGCGUUUGCCUUGGGUCAGAUGCAAGAUGCAGAAGCCAUCCCUGCUCUGGAAGCGGUUCUCAAUGAUUUUUCUUUGCAUCCUAUAGUUCGACACGAGGCUGCAGAAGCACUUGGUGCAAUUGGUCUAGAUUCCAAUAUGCCUCUUUUGAAGAAUAGCUUGGUAUUAGAUCCAGCUCAAGAAGUUCGAGAAACUUGUGAAUUGGCUCUUAGCAGGAUUGAGGAACUGAAGAACAGUAAAAAUUCUAUAACAAAUCCAUCACCCUUUUUGUCAGUUGACCCAGCUGCAGCUGCAUGUUUUUCUUCUUUGGAUGAUUUAAGGGAUGUUCUUCAUAAUGAAGACAAAAAUAUGUAUGAGCGUUAUGCUGCACUUUUUGCCCUUAGAAACCUUGGAGGCGAUAAAGCUAUUGCUGCUAUUAUUGGCUCAUUGAGCUCUAAAAGCGCUCUUUUGAAGCAUGAGGUUGCUUAUGUUUUGGGUCAAUUGCAAGAUAAAGCUGCUUCAGAAGCACUUUCCAGGAUUCUUAUGGAUGUAAAUGAGCACCCUAUGGUUAGGCAUGAAGCUGCUGAAGCUCUUGGUUCUAUUGCAGAUGAGCAAUGUAUAGUACUUCUCGAAAAAUUCUCCAAGGAUCCUGAACCCAUAGUCUCUCAGAGUUGUGAAGUGGCCUUGAGCAUGUUGGAGUUUGAGAAAGACGGGAAAUCCUUUGAGUUUUUCUUCAUGCAGACACCUCAAAUUCAAGAACUAACCGACAUUGUGUCCCCACUUCAUUGAAGAGAAUGUGUUUAUUGUCCAAACCAUAGGUUGGAUGGGAAAUUUAUUUAUCAAGAACUGAUGAAGAAAAAGAAAAAUGUCCUAAUUUAUUUAUUUUUAGAUGUUUGCUAAUAUUGUAACUUAAUUUGUCUUUUCCUGCGUGUCCCAUUUUGAUGUUAUUAUAUCAUGCUUAAAA